AUAAACAAAAGUGAUUUUAUUAAGUACAAAAAGUAGGAUUUAAGUGGUUCCAAGUAAUAACAGACAGAACAAAGUAAGUUACCAAGCAAAAACAAAACAAAACAUGUAAGUCUAAGCCUAAUGCAGUAGGAAACUGAAUACAGGUAAAUCUCACCCUCAGAGAUGUUCCAAUAAGCUUCUUUCACAGACUUGAAUCCUUCCUAGUCUGGGCCCAAUCCUUUUCAGACCAACAUUGUGGUUUAUGGACUGGGUCCCACAAUCACUCACAUCCCCGUAGUUAUAGUCCUUUGUUCUAGUUUCUUUCAGGCAUCUCUUUGGGGUGGAGAGGUCAUCUCUUGAGCCAGCUGAAGACAAAAUGGGGGGGCUUCCAGGGCCUUUUAUAUUCUCUCUCUUGUGCAUGGAAACCCCUUUGUUCUUCUGUGCAAAAUCAAAGCAACAAGAUGGAGUUUGUAGCCACCUGGGCAAGUCACAUGUCCAUGAAUGAUGCUGCUUUUUGCAGGCUGACACCAUUGUUUACAUCUUAGUUUGAACAUUCCCAGAAAAGCUCAGAUGUGGAUUGGCGUCUCCCAAAGUCCAUUGUCAGUUAAGUGUUUCUUGAUUGGGCACUUACUCAGAAUAGACCUUUCUCAAGAAGCUGACCAAAUGCUUCACUGAUGCUACUUCAAAUCAAACACAAUGAGAUACAAAUACUAGCCAGUAUUCAUAACUUAAAAUACAAAAAUGAUACACACACAGACAGCAUAAUCAUAACCAGCAAAUUACAGCCUUUCCACAGACACCUUACUUGACCUCCUUUGUACAAGAUUUGGUGCAACUAUAGGACCAUGGUUGCAACAAUGAUCUAUACAGUCACAGUUCAUGUCAAUAAUGUCAUACCUUUCCCCUAGAUUAUCGUUGUAUUCUUUGCUCCUUCUCUCUCUUCCCCAUUCAUCCUCUUUCCCUUCACUCUCACUCCUCCACAUUUCUGACUAUCACCACAAGUUGUCCCCCCUACUCAGUACUAUUGGAGCAGUAAAAUCCCACCAGGUCCUAAUGAGCAGCUUGAUCACUCAGCUUCAGAGACAAAGACCAGGCAUCAUCUCUAAUACACUUUUGGGUAUUGCCAGGUCAAUGGGUUUCCAAUCACUUUUGAUAAUUCCUUUGUUAUCGUUCCAUGUAGUUGCAUUUUUGCCCCAUUAACUUCUUUUAUAAAUACAUGUUACUUUUUUGGACUAGCGGUGCUGUCAGCCUGCCUGAUCAGGAAGGUUUCUGGGUUAUCAGGAGGAAUGGGUUGAAUUUCUUGCUUCAGUAACCGAUAAAAAGAAACUGAUGAACCAAAAAUUCUCAUGGGCUCUAAGAAUCAAAGAGGGGUACCUGGAUAAAAUGCUGCAAGUAUUAAUUAUUAACACAAUGUUUAUUUUCAGCAAUAUCUGAUAUACUGAGGCUAUUUUCGAAGCUCAUUUUGGGCUCAUUUCACUCAGCUGACAUGACAAGUUAUAGCAUAGACAUUCCAGGUGACUAAAUCCACAAAUCAACACUAAGCAGUUUUCAGGAUGCUAUACUUGAUUUCAAGAUUUUUUGAUAGUCAAGCAUCUGCUCCAACUCAGAGAUUGCUGCCCAUCUGAAACUGUUACAGUUUCCUAAUGAUUGCCUUGUGAAAAGAAGUCUCCCCAAAGUCCUAAUAUAGUUCUAGUGUGAUGGGGACGAGUAAUAGGUAGGCAGGGAAGAACAGGGAAAUACUCUGUGGACAUUUCUAGAUGGACAUGAAUUACACCAAGGAUGGAUUUAGCUCACUGUUUAAGCUGCAAUCGCACUCUCUGCAUCUUGAAUCAUGGGUCUGCCAAAACGUUUUGAACCUUAAAGCAAAGGUGACAUCUAAUUCAUUAAACCCAUUUUUUUUGCCAGAAUCUCAGUUUUUCAGUGGUGUCUGGCUGUUUAGAACUCUGGUGGUUUGUGAGAUAUCUUUCCUUAAGCUAUUUUAUCUGAGAGUAAUCCACUAUUCAAUAUUGCAAGUUCUGGACCUUAAACCAGAAUAUUUUUUAAAUCCUGCUGAAAACAUUUUUCCCCCUACCUCUGUGCUAUAAUCUGUUAGAUAUUCCUUUAAAUUUUGCUGUUUUUCCCCCCUACUAGCUGCUUUCCCCCAUCUGAUAUCAUGAGUGGCAGAAUCCAGUAGCUCAUGAAGGAAUGGUUAAUAGACUGUGCGUACCCUGUAAAUAGAAGUUUGUAUGGUUCCAUGUGAACAUGGGACCUAAACAGUAACCAUUAGUCAGAUGGUGAGAGUGAGAGACAUGGCAACUAUAGUAUCUAACAUAUCAGAUUAAAUCUGCUAUAUACUGCCUAUUUAAUACAUCAGGUGUCUGAUUAAAAACUACAGAUGGACUUGAACCCAGAUGAACUUGAAGGUCCAGAUUCAACCAUCUCUGAACUUUAAAGACAUUCACAUUCAGAUCCAAACUUAGUAGCUCAAACCCAUCUCUAAAACCUAGUGAUCCCAAUGUUUAAUAAAAAAUGGAUUUAUUUUCACAGAUGAUGCCUACAUUUCAGAACAGCAAUGAUUUGGAGAUCUCUCUUUGUAACAUACAAAUUCUGGUUGGUUUUAUUAAGUUAUUAUGAACUGCUGUAUCAUGCACAGCCCGUGUCAAAGUGUAUCCACUAUCCUUGAUCAGGCCUUCAUUCAAAUCAAAUAAGUACUUUAUUUUAAUGACAGUGCUUUGACUGGACAAUAUAUAUGCUAAGGGAGUUUGCUCAAGCUGGGAACAGACCCUUCAGACAGAGGGGGAAGUAAGGUAGGAAGUGGGGAACAAUGGAAAGUUACCAAAACAGGACAAAGACUGGUUACCAUAGCAAAAGGUUGGAAAAUGUCAUAGGAGAGAAGUGGGGAAGACACACGGGAAAUUUGGGCAGAGGAAGCCAUUACCAAAGCCAUUACCAAGACUUACCAAUGUCAGAGGGAGCAAGCAAGCUGACUUAGGGAGAAGGCUCCAUGUUUCAGAAUAUAAGCCAUGUACUGCAGUAGAAGGACUCUGCCUGUGCCAAAAGGACUCAGAGCCCAGCCCAAAGAAUGCCCUGGAGUGAUGAGGAAACUGAGGCAGAGAAAUUAGUGUAGGGUUGGGGGGAGGGGUGGUGGAUCAUAUUAAAGAUCUUGAAAGGUGUGUUGGGGGAAUACAGAGUCUCGUAGCGCUGGAGAUAUGCCUGGAGCUUUUUCAUCUAUUAUUAUGGCAGGGUCUGUUGUUGCUUUGGUUGGUGUGCCCCGGUCUGUGGGGAGCUUGCUUCUGAUGAUGAUCCUGGUGAGGUUGGAGCGGUUGUUUAAAUGCCAGGAGAGAAAGUUCAGGAAAGAUUUCUUUCAGGAUGUGGUCCCCAUCGAGUAAUGGUUUUCAUUGUUUCAUGAUAGCUUGUGUGGAUUCCAGUGGGUGUAGUAGGUGACAACUAGGGGUGUGCAGUUAGUGUUUGGAGGUUUUUUCCCAUAUAGAAGUAGAUUCUCUCAGGACAUUUGGAUGGCCCCGUUUCAUGAGUCAUUCUACUUCUACUUACAGGAAACCUGCACAAAACCUUAAAGAGAUGAGCCUGAGAACUGAAAUUCAUAACUCUGUUAGACACUAAAAACCAUGGACUUAAUAAAGAUACUGGUUUAUGACUCAUUAAACAAUUUUAACACCCCUGUCUGCUGUCCUGUAAUUGCCCACUUCAUUUUAGUUGGUCUUGUGACCCAGCACUCUGGUCACUACAACUCCAAUUAGGUGCUCUAGAGUAGGCCUGAUUAAGAAGAGCUGUGCCUAAUUGAUAGAUUGGAAUGGGAGGAGGAGAGCUAAGAAGACAAUUAGUCCAUUAGGCAGAAGGUAGAAAAGACUCAGGGAGGAAGUGCAAAAGGGGAAAGGGAGGUUUCCAGAGUCCGAGGGAUCUCUAAGGAGGAAGAUCCCUUCCAACUCCCCCUAUCCUUGGCCAAGGAAGCUAAGGAUUGUAUGUUAUUGUAAAUGCGGGACUGCAUGAGUCUUUAAAGGUGCUGGGGAGAACACUGUGAAAUAAAUCACACAAGCAGAAGUCUCCAAACUGUUUGCAACUUGAAAAGAGAGAGGAGUGGGACUCCCUCCCCACCCCAUCACACAUGGGGCUUGUCUGGGAUCCCUCCUGUGUCUGAGUAGACAAAGAAUUGGAUGUGGGAAGCUGGUGUAAAGGUUCAGUGGCCUGGAGACCCUGCAAUGGCUGGUGAAACAAGAAGAGGAAAUGCAGAAGACCCUGCAAAGUUUCAACGCUCCCGCCAACUGGGACGGUAGGCCUUGGUCGCCUGGCAGCUGGAGCAGCAAAAGAGCUCAUAGGACUUUGUAAGAGAACAAGCCAACAUGCAGCAGCAAUGUCUGCAGAAGGUGGUAAGCCCAUGGUGGGGAAUGGCAACCAGACGCAGAAUAUAUAAGAAUAUACAGCAGUGGGUCAGGUGGCAUUUACUGGGUACUGUGGAAGCAGCCAUGAAAUUGACAGAGGAAUUUUCAGAGGCAGAUGACCCCAGGAAAGAGGGCCAACUGUAUAGGGGAUUGGAGCUUGGGAGGAGGACCAGAGAACCUACACCUGGAAAGGGUAUAGAGAGGAAGAUCCCAGAGCAGCUCUGGCUGCGUCCAUUACAUGUUACCAGUAUGGGUAUCAGGACCAGAUGAAAAAGGAUUGGCCGUACAUGGAAUGCAGGUUUGCCAAGUUUUGUGGCAGGGCCAAGACUGGAGGAAAGGAAAAGGGACAGAAACUGUCCCGCAUUUCAGUAAUGUUGGGGAGAAAACUUCAAAGGGACCGCGUAGAUACAGCCUCAGCUUGCUCUCUGGUCUGGUAGGAGCUGGUGAAACCCCACUGGAUAAUUCCAGGAGCAAGUCUGAACACUGAAUAUAUCCAUGGGGAUAAGAAAUGCUGCCCUGUGGCAAAGGUGCCUCCUUGAAAACAGGUUGGGAUAGUGGAGGGGUUGCUCUACCCAUUGUGUUGGGCACUGACUGAAGCUCCUUCCCAAUAGGAAACCGAGCUGAUGUAGGGGCCAAAGUUGUCCGAAAGGACUCCUGGGAGGGGGGAAAUGAAACACAAAUGAAACACUAGAAUGCCAAGGAAAAGAAGAUGAGGUGCAGAUUGGAGGGUUAGGAGACCAAGUCCCUGAGUAAUCAGGAAGGUGAGGAGAGACCAUUCAACCAUUCUCGGGAGAGAUGGGCUCCCCAGGGUGCCUAUGGUAUGAAGAUUUGUGAGCCGAAACACAGCUGUGGGGGCAACUGGGAACUUGCCCCACCAAGUGUGAUUUCUGUGGGAGGAGACUGAGAGGCCCUCAUAAGGGGGACCUGUAUAAUUACCCUAAGGAUAGGAGAGGAGGGAGAACAUGGGGACAGAAAAAACCUUUCUGUUAUGAAAGGGGGCAGGUAUGUGACAGAGUGCUGGGAAACACCCACUGAUCCAGCACUCUGGUCACUACAGCUCCAAUUAGUUGCUCUAGAGUAGGCCUGAUUAAGACUGACGAGAACUACAUGUUACUGUAAAUAUGGGGGUGCACAGUCUGUAAAGGUGGUUGGGAGGACAGUGAAAUAAACAACAUGAUGUGCUUACCAGAAGGUUUCCAAACUGUAUGUAACUUAAAAAGACAGAGGAGCAGGGCCCUGCCUUGUUACAGAUCUCCUACAGCAUGCGUGAACCUCUUAUGCUAAACAAUCUGUCCCACAUUGUAUUUAGCCAAAUACAGGUUAUCUUCCUUGGACCCGAAAAGAGAGCUCUGUGGAACUCAAAAGCGUGGCCCUUCCACUAACAGAAGCUGGUCCAGUAAAAGAUAUCACCUCACCUACUUUGUCUCAAAUUCUGGGACCAACAUGGCUACAACACUGCAAACAAUUAUGAAGUUAUGCACAAAACUAAAAUGUAUUAUUUAAAAAUAAAGGAUUGUCUUUGAAGCAGGGGUGCUGGAACAAUUUUUAAAGUGGGGGUGCUGAUGAUGGAAACUAUGUAUUUGGUGGUUGUUAUUACUACUUCAAGCCAGGGGGUGCAGCACUCCUAGUUCCAGCACUACUGCUUUGAAGCAAAACAUUUUUUUCUCAAAGAAAACGGAAUGUUAAGGAUCCCCACAUAACUCUGACCAGAGCCAUCAAUAAGGAAUAGUCGGUCUAGAUGAGCCAAAACUUUGAAGGUAACAUUUUUUAAAAGCUCAUGUGAUUUAGGACCCUAGUCUAAAUUUCUAAAUUAAUUUAGUUAUUCAUCUUACUAUCCACAUUUAGAGAUCACACACAGCCAUGGAGAUUGGUCAUAGAAGGGCUUCCAUGCUUCAUACCUGUCAUUUUCUCACACUUAUCGAGUAUCUGGGGGAACGGGCGGAUGCAGCCACUUCCUUGCAGUUCCAGGUCUCCCUUCUCCAGGGCACUUAAUGUUGUUUAAUUUGCCCCAUGCUUUCAAAAGGCUGCUGGUAGGGGCUCCAGGCUGUUAAAUCUAGGAUUGCCAAUUUGGGUUGGGUGUAUUCCCGGAGAUUUCACCACAUGCCAUAAUCUUUAUCUGAAGAUUAAUCUUUAAUUCCCAGAGACUCCAGGCCAGUGCUGGAGGGUUGGCAACCCUAGUUAAAUACCAACACUAGGCGUAGUGAUGCUGGGCCAGGGGAGGGGGAUUGUGCUGGGCAAAGACUUGGCGUUGCUGAUAGAGCAGCAGGGUUACAGGAAGCUGGGCCUAGCUGUGGGUAUCAUGCCCCAUCCCUGCCUAGGCAGUAGCCCAGAGCCGCACUGGCUGGAGAGGAGCACAAACCCCCUUUGCCCCCAGAUUGAGCCCACUCCCCCCGCCAUCUGCUCUCCCUCCCCUCCCUUCCGACUCUUUCCCGCCCCCUACCUCUGUCCCAUUUUGCUCCCGGAGCAGAGGCGGGCGGCAAGUGAGGGCGGGCGCAGUAGAGCGGCUUCUCUUGUCCGCACUGAGCCUGCUCCUGUCCCUCGCGCGUGCUGAGCACCAGCCAGGCGGGAGGCGCCGCAGCGUGACUCCGGCGCGGCAGCCGGGCGCAGAAGGAGUCUCGCUGCGGAGGUACUGCAGCUGCCCGGCCCGCACCAUGCGCGUCUCCGGCUCCGGGGCGGGCUCCGUGCGGCUGCAGCUGCUGCUCUCCCUGGCUGCUCUGUGGCUGUCGGAUGCUAACGAACCAGGUACAGCUAUGACAACACGAGAUAUCAAUCAGCAAACUCGAGAGAGCAUUUCAGAUUAUACCAUAAAGGGACAUGACUUAUCUACCCCUGGUUCACAUCUCACCACACAAGAUUUUAAUCAGCAGACUGAGGAGACUGUAUCUAAUCUCACAUUAGCGGUGUAUAGUAUAUCCAUAUAUGGGUUUUUCAGUGCUCCAGAGGAAAAAAAUGUCAUAUUAUACAGUCCAGCUAACAUUGCACUCUCGUGUGACUUGACUCUCCCAUCCACUGAUUCAGAAACUUUUGAAGUGACGUGGAAGAAGGAUAAUGAAACAGUCAAAAGUAGCAAUGUCACCGUUAAUGAAACCAAAAAUGUCUGGAGUACUCAAUAUACGUUGAAGAUCAGAGAUAGAAACCAAAUGGGAAAUUACACUUGUGUUUUUAAAAGGGACCGAGAAGUUAAAGCCACAUUUCAUUUACAAGUACCUCAGAUUGAAGGAAAAGAACAUCACGUAGUCAGUUAUGUAGGAGAUUCUGUUACCCUGGUAUGUAAAAGUAUCAAAUAUGUUCCCAUCAACUGGAUCUGGUACAUGAGUAAUGGAAGUGACCAGGUUGCUGUUAAUGAUUCUUUGAUGCCAGAUAAGUAUAUAAUCGAUGAAAAAUAUGCCAACAUAACAAAACUCAAGAUUCUGAAGAUCUCAGAGAAAGAUGAUAGAUCAUACUGGUGCCAAGCUGUAUUUAAACUAGGAGAGAGCAAAGGAAAAGUAUCCCUUAAAGUUCUCACCUAUAUGACACCACUCAAACCAUUUCUUGCAAUAGCUGCUGAAGUUAUUAUUUUAGUAGCCAUUAUUUUCCUGUAUGAGAUGUACUCCAAAAAGAAACAGAAGCAUGCAGAAGAUGAAAAAGAAUUUGAACAAAUUGAGCAACUUAAAUCAGAAGAUAGCAAUGGUGUAGAAAAUAGCACUACCAGGCACCGAAAAGUUUAAGUCAGUUCCCAAAGGAAGGAGACUUUAAACCAACAAAAAGGAAAUAUCAUUUGACCAUCACAAAACCACUGGAAGAUGUACAUGGCUAUGCAUUUCAAAUAUCUACAAUGCUUCUAAUUAGAGCUCAUUAGACUUGUAACAAAAAUAAUGAAGAUCUCCUAUUCUGCUUUUAAACUAUAAACAUGAAACUGCCUCUUUGCCAAAUAGUUAUUCUAUAAAGACUAUAUUGUAUCCUGACAUUAUACAUAUGUACUCUCAAAUGUCUGUUGUUGUGUUUGUGUCUCCUUACUGGUAAAAGUCAAUCUUUAUGCUACUGAGACUUUCUGGCCUCAGUCCAAUUGGUUAAGAAGAUUAACCUGUAUAAUUUUUGCAUCCUACAUUGGGCCUGAUCCCACAUUCAUAGAUCACCCGACACUUUAGUGAUUUCACAGAGUGAGCAGAUGAUGCAAGAUAAGGAUAUCUAUAAGCUGACAGUAAAUUUUACAAUGUAAGUCCAGAUUCACAACGUCUUAGAGAAAAUAUCUUUUACUGGUAGACAGAGCAAAUACAACACACAAAGCCAUUUUUUACACCAAAGGAAUAAUCAAAGAGGGACCUUUAUCAUAUUUUCCACACAAUAUUAAGGGUUUUAUCAUUUCCUAAAGAUUCUUAAACCCAAAUUUGAUUAGCAUCAUUUGCAAUUAGGAAGAAAUAGAUGGUGAACUCUGGAAAUUUAAGAUGAUGCACAUUGCCUUAAGAUUUCCUGUCCUAACAAAGAGCCAUUUUUUGUACAAUAAUGUGACAUUUUGUACUUUAUAAAUUACUAAACAAAUGAAUAAAUAAGCUUGACAUUAAAAGGUCCUAGCAUUGAUUUAUAUAUCAAGAGAAUUCCCUUACUAGGCAACCUCAUGUUUUGACAAAAUAUCAUCACAUGUAAUGAGUUCAGUUCUGCUCUAUGUUUAUUAGAAGACAGCGCACCUGAAGUGACCAUUUUUGUCCAUCCUUUUAGUGGACACUUAAGACAGAUUUGUAUUGCAAAUUUACAUAUUGCCUUUCAUUCCAAAGAAUCCCAAAGUGCUAUUUUAGGGCAGGAAGUGAAUGAAAAUAAAUAAUCUGAAAUAAAAUAUCAUAAUAGAAUCAAAAUAACCUGUUACCAAUUUAGAAUCCAGGGAGAAUGUUGUCUACGUGGAAUGUAAUUAAACAAACUUGAAUGUAACCAGAACAUUUGGGUUAAUGUCCCUACUCUUACACAAAUUGCCAUAAAAUCUUCAAUGACCACAAAUUGAGAGGGCUCCACUCUUAGUUCUUAUCCAAAAGACAGCAUUUCCAGAAGCACUGUUAUAUGUACCUCUGUGUUGUAGCAUCCUUGUCUAUUCUUUGGUAGAGUCCCAUCCAAGUACAGAACAGGUUUAAUUCCGCUUAACUCAUGAGAUUUGGCAGGAUCUACUCCUGGGGAAAUUCUGCGCCGCUGCGUACGUGCAGAAUUCAUGUCCCCUGCAGAUUUUUCCCCCCACAGAAAAUAGAUUCCAGGGAGAUAUUGCAGUUACACCUUUUGCCCACGAGGGGCUGCUGUGCCACCAUAAGAAAGAGCAGCCAGCUGAGGGCCAGAGCAGCCAGCCAUGGAGAUGGAGGGGGCAGUGGCUGCCUUCCUCACAGCACCCUGCCCACAGGGCUAGCUGAGAAGGCACAGGAUAUGGGGGGGACAAACAGAGCAGAGCACAUGGGGCUGUUGGAGGGAGAUCACAUAGACUGGUGUUCAGAAGGGUUAGUGGGGGGAAACAGACUGGGGUGGGGGCACAGGAGCUAGUGGGGUGACAGUAUUGAGCCAGGGGUUGAAUGGGAGUGGGGGUUGCAGGGACACAUGAGGUCAGGUGGGGUGCAGGGACACAUGGGGACUGGGGCAGAUGUGCCUGACUGAAUGGGAAAGGCUAGGGGUUAGCCAGGAUCUGCAUGGGGGAGACAUCCCAGCCCCCUAACAAUCCCCCCCUCCAAAAAAAAAAACCAAACAACAACCCUGCUCCAUACUUCUCCCAUCCACACCCAACAACCCUCCAGAUUCACUCCCAGGCUCCUUCCCAGCAAUUAUUUCCCUCUCCCUCAGCUCCUUGGUUACUCCUGACUCCCCCAAGCUUUUGCAAUAUGUUUUUGUAUUGUAAUGUAAAUGAAUUAUUACUCAGAGUUCUGUAUUAAUAUGUCAAGUAAAGUAUCUAUUUGUCAAAAAA
Messenger RNA from Chelonia mydas (Green sea turtle), 10263 nucleotides. RefSeq names its product embigin (gene EMB). The record is from RefSeq and is a predicted model, not a curated record. The transcript is spliced from 10 exons. Gene Ontology annotation, biological process: cell-cell adhesion. Gene Ontology annotation, molecular function: cell adhesion molecule binding. Lineage: Eukaryota; Metazoa; Chordata; Testudines; Cheloniidae. Gene Ontology annotation, cellular component: cell-cell junction. Bases 7007 to 8062 code for a protein of 351 amino acids.